This is a messenger RNA of Bipolaris sorokiniana ND90Pr, 545 nucleotides long. RefSeq lists its product as uncharacterized. The coding region runs from base 59 to 268 and encodes 69 amino acids. The transcript has 3 exons. Lineage: Eukaryota; Fungi; Ascomycota; Dothideomycetes; Pleosporales; Pleosporaceae. The record is from RefSeq and is a predicted model, not a curated record.
ACCAAACUACUUUCCCUCACCAACCCAACCCAAACUCAACCACAUCCAAAACCUCAACAUGAACUCCUUCCUCCUCCUAACCUCCCUCAUCCUCGCCUCAAGCGUCCAGGCCAGACCCGCCGGCAAUACUCCGGCGCCGCUGCCCUCCUCAAUGACACUUGACCCUGUCCCCGGAGCUCUCCCCGAAGAUCUCCCCAAAGUUCUCCCCGAACGCCGGCAAGUCGACCUAUGCACCAUGUUCCCAAUCGCCUGUCCCGGUACUAAAUAAUCAGUACUCCAUUUUAAUCGAGCAUGAUACGGGGUGUUCCAGUGUAUCAGUUGUUGAGUGUCGCGAAUCGUGGGGUUUGUGGAGGGGAAAGAAGGUGGAAAGCGGUGGUGGAAGCUGGUUGUCUGGGGUUCUUCUCCCUUCCCUAUAUUACUGAGGGGAGGGAGUUUGAUCUCGGUCGGACUUUUGGAGGAGUAGAGAAGAGUGGGUAGGAGAUUUUCAAUGUAUAUUCUUUUUUUGUUCGACUUGAGAGUGGUAAUAAAGGAGGGUGCAGCCUGCU